This is a messenger RNA of Etheostoma cragini (Arkansas darter), 811 nucleotides long. It is a transcript of the gene ptgdsa, whose product is annotated as prostaglandin D2 synthase a. The transcript is spliced from 7 exons. The coding region runs from base 174 to 728 and encodes 184 amino acids. NCBI's taxonomy places the organism in Eukaryota, Metazoa, Chordata, Actinopteri, Perciformes, Percidae. The record is from RefSeq and is a predicted model, not a curated record. Gene Ontology annotation, molecular function: small molecule binding.
UAUGAUUGGCUGACAACCAGGUGGGUGGAUCAGGAGAAAAACAAACAUUGCCACAGGCUUUGCCACUCUGUACCUGCCUGUCGACUGCCUACAGUUCACUUUCGGCUCGGGUCAGACACCCUCUUUCAACCUUUCAGCCCAUUUAACUCGCUGCUUCCUUUCUCUGUGCAGCCAUGAGGACCACUGUGGUUGCCGUUGUCAUGGGGAUCUUCUUUGGGAUGAUGGCGGAUGCGGACGUGAAGCCCCAGAAGGAUUUCAACCUGCAGAGGUUUGCAGGGAAAUGGUACCGGGUGGGCCUGGCCUAUGACUCUGUAUCGUUUGUCCCCUUCAGAGACAAACUGAAGGCCUCCAUGGGCAUUGUUACAGCACUGCCAAACGGCAACGUCAACCUCACAAUGUGGGACGUCACACCUUUAGGUUGCCAGGUUAUGGUGUACCACUAUGAAAAGACCAACGUACCUGGACAGUUCACCUACUUCAGCACACGCCAUAACAUGGUUAAGGACAUCACGGUGAUGGAGACAAACUACACUGAAUACGCUGUGGUUCUCAAACACAAGGUUUUCAACAGAGAGUACACACAGGUGGCUCUUUACGGUCGCACUCAAACAGUCAGAAAUGAUGUCAUUAACAAGUUUAAAGCCUUUGCCUUGUCCCAGGGUUUCUCCAGAGGUUCUAUUCUGACUCCACCUCCAGCAGAAAAUUGCACACCAUCACGAUCUGGUUAGGUUCCCUGACGUGCCUGAGAUCAUAUUCUGAUGUUCUGUGAUUCCCGGCAUUUACAGUAUAACUCUCUCUCUCUCUCUCUCUC